Messenger RNA from Lodderomyces beijingensis, 3528 nucleotides. Lineage: Eukaryota; Fungi; Ascomycota; Pichiomycetes; Serinales; Debaryomycetaceae. The record is from the annotation of a GenBank genome assembly.
AUGAGCAGUGACUCCGAAACAAAUUCGGAUAUCGAAAACUUCUCCGAUGCUCAAGAGCUAGAUGAUUUCAUCGCCUAUAGCGAAGAUGAGGAGGCCGACACCCGGCCUCAUGAGACAGGAAAGCAGCAAGAACCGGCCAACAUUGACAACAAGAUUGAUAGCUUUGGCAGCGACGAGGAGCCGCAAGACGAUAGGAUACGACAGCUCACCACCCUGUUGAAACCAAAUGAGUCUCAAGCACAGAAACUAUUGAAAGCCCACAUUGCUGUCUUGGUUUCCGCCCUCGGCGGUAUCGACCACACGUCGGCCGAGGUGCCGGCUCCAUAUAAACUAGGCCACGAUGCCUUGGCGUGCUUAAAAGACAUAAAGCGGUGGAUCAAAGCUGUCGACGAAAAGCAGAACAAUUACGAAGUGGCGCUAGCGUGCGCCGAGAGCGGACUCGUCCAAAAUGACUUGAUCGUGAUUCUAUGCCAGUGGGAAAAUCAAAUGCAACGCAAAGAGGCGGUUCGUAAUAAAGUUGCCACAGAAAAGAUCAUGUUGUCGUGCUUGGAGAUCUUGGUCCUUUUAACCUGGCCCGUGGACUAUGGCAAGAAUCUAUCCGAGAACCAAAAAUUGCUAUUUGGCAACGUUUGCAAAUAUCACCUUCUCUACAAAUACUCCAUACUCACCUAUAAUGACGGACAACUCCUCAAGGCUAUUAUUCGACUUGCGUUGCCGGUGAUUGCAAAAUCUCGAAUAGACCGAGAACCGCGAGAUAACCAAAUUCUAAGGUUGGUGAUGUUUUUUGUGAGAAACUUGCUCGCAAUUGAACCUCCAACCAAUUCUGUUUCUUCAAAAACGAGAAGCACUCAAGUGUCUUCUAGUGCUUUACCCGCAGGUGUUUCGCAUGAUGACAUUUCACUUGGUAACAUGCUCCGCAUAUUCAAAAAGAACAAGGUCCUCAUGCUACUUUUAACCAUUUCAGGCUCGAUCAACACCGAAUUCGACAAGGAUCUCUUUGGCGAGAUUUGCUUGGAGUGUGUCUACUUGAUUAUCAAAGGGUUGGAGUGCAAAGAGAUACUUGUUCCCAAUCCAGCACCCACGGUUGAUACCAGUGCAACCACGCCCUUGGUACCACUCUCAAGCACGGUUGGACUACAAUUGCAGGACCUACUUGCCACCGAGGCCAAAAAGAGACAAGCGCAAACCCAAAAUAUCGCCACAAGACACGGCAAGUUUGGCACCCUCCUAUCCAUCAGAUCCGCCGAUCAGAAUUCAUACGUGGUCUCAGGAGAAGAAGCAUUGAUAACCGCCAAUGGAACAUUGGAAAAAAUGGACAAGUCAAAGACUUGGAAGCACCAAAAUCACUUUAAAUAUGACUCGGAUGAAUUCGUCAAGACUAAUUCUCCCGUGUACCUCAACAGCCAAGGAAGACACAUUCUACAACGAUUUAUUGACGAGUUCUUAUCGGGCGGAUGCUUUAACAAUUUGAUCGAGAGCAUGGGGUCGAAAUUAACUAGUCAAUCCGAGGGUUACUCCACAACGGACGAGCUUACACAAGCAACCUAUUUCUUUACCAUUGCUUGGUUUUUAAACUACAAACGAGAGCAACACGUUUCCACAGCUUAUACUAGUUUAAAGACGUUUGACUUUGGUGCCGUGAGAGCAGCGCUUAGCGAAGUCAAUUUUAUCUUGAUUGUUGCAUAUUGUCGAGACUCGCACGCUAAAAGGUUGUGGAACUCUUUACACGUUGCUGUGAUAUGUCUUAAGGAAUUGAUGCAGAUUUCAAAUUCAAUCUUUGGCAAAAAGAGACCAACAAGUGGAAUAGAUCGUGACAACGACGAUGACGAUGAUGCCGACUCGCAAUACGAAAUCGAUCGAGAAUUGGCAGAAGGCAUCAUCCGAAAACUAUUUUCAUUCCAAGACUUCCUCAGCCUUUUGAUUUUGAUUCCGCAAUCAGCACACAAGCACUCGCCCAGGUUCUUGGCCGAAUCCAUCCGGGUCAUCACCAUUGUUCUCAAAGCAUUCGAGUCUUUUGCCAAGGAGGACUUGCAACUAUACGUACAGACCAAGAGAAGGCGAAGCAAAGCCAAAAGAGCGAGAGUAAACGAACUUGACCGAGACAAUGAAUCCAAGUUGAGAGCAGCUAUAUAUGAGUCCGAUGAAGAGUUGGCUCAGGAAAAUUUAAAAGAAGUCACUCGAGAAAGAAGGUUGAAUUUUCAGGCCACCGAGGUGAGAUUUUUCCACCAGGGUAUUGUCACAACCUAUAUUGAGUACCUUUCCCGGUUCGAGGACUUGACACACCAAGAUGUCAAGAUGUGCUUGAGCUAUUUUCACAAACUAUUUGUUGUCAGAAAGGACUAUAGUGGGUUGUUUAGGCUAGACUUUAUGCAGAUGCUAGUCAAAUUGAAAACACAUUUGCCGCAAGGCAGUUCCAUUCGAGCUCAAGUGGAGGAGUUUAUAUACUACUUUAUGAAAAAGUUCAAGGCUGCAAUUGCGAGGUUCCCCAACGUGCUAGAAAUUUUGUUUCCCAGAUUUGAAGAUUCUCUGUUGAAAUGUUAUCUCGCAACGGGGGAAUUGUAUGAACUGGACACUGCAAACUCAAACCGUGAAUUCAGCAAACAAAAAGAUGGAUUCGCUUCUUACACCGGCGCCAACAACGAAGAAGCACAGGACGAGGAGAACGAUGGUUUUGAUGAAGACAUUGCUUUCGAAAUAGCCGCAAAUCCCAAUGCAGUCAAUCACGCUUCUCAAUUGGACCAGCUUGAUGAGUUGGAAAGUCAGUUAAACAGCCAUCAAAAGAGGCACUCUCAUGUAUCAUCAUCGUCCUCAUCAUCCUUGGAAAAAGGGAAAGCGCAGAAGAGGAAAUCGAAAUCGAAAUCAAAAUCCACGAAUAAAAACCGUGAACAGGAAAUAUACAAUGGAGAAGCAGGUCACAGGAGGAGACGCGUGCCAAAGGAUUUAUUGGAGGAUAUUCAUACAUUGAAAUCGACAGAGUAUAUUCAUGACUCAGAUGACGACUCAGACGAUGAAAGAAACGCCGAGUUUUUCGCUAAAGAAGAGAGGUUGAGACAGUUGUUGAGCCAAACGGGAAGCAUCACCGAUGCCCAAAAAUUGGAAGAGUUUAAGAAAGUAUGGACCCAGUAUUCCAAGAUUGGCGGCGCCACCACCGAAAAUGUCGUCGCCAACGCGGUGAAAGAAGUAUCGUUAUUUGUCGAUGAAGAUGACCGGGAUGAACAAGAUGCCGAGGAGAGAGUUCCUAAUCUUUCUAGUAUUCUCGUGCAGAAACAUAACUCGCAUUCGAGUGCUGCUUCAGAUUCAUCUUCCGACGAUGAUGAUGACAAGAAUGAACACGCACGUGAGGACAUGGACAGCCAUAGCCAACAUUCCUCGGACACUUCUGUGGGAUCCGAAACAGGAAAACGUCCAAGAAUAGAAUCCGAGGAUGAUGAUGAUGAUGAAGAAGAGGAAAAAGCUGGAGGAAUUCACCCAUCAGCUCAUCCAACGAAAAAAAGAUUAGUGAUUGAAGAUGACGAAGAUGAUUUCUAA